CUAUAGCGACAAGGGAGAGAGGAGAUAGCGAGGCAGAGAGAGGAACACGCGCUCGGGCGGCGGAGGCGAUUCCUUUCUGUUCAUGUCGAUUCUCAAAUCCCCCACCCGUGGAGCUUGAUUCCUUUCCAAUUUCUCUUUGAUUCUCGCCUCCUGCGGAAUCUUUCAGUGUCUUCUUCGUCAAGGUAUUCGUUGUCAUCUUGUUCAUGUGAGUGGUCUGUUUUUGGCCUUUCUCUUUCUUCAUUAUUCUGGCAAGUGUUGUGUGCUUGUGUUGCUGCUGAACUAGGGUCAUCCUCAGUUACCUGCAUUUUUUAGCAUUUCGCCUCAUUCAUAAUUUUCUUACUAGUUUUCAACUUUUAUGAUAUGUAUCUUACUGAAAUUUUGUCUUCAUGUACCCACUUGUUCCAAGUUCAUGGUGCCAAACAGGUCUGCAUGCCACGGGUUAUGCUCUUCUGCACCUUCUUCAUUUCGUGUAGCUUCGUUUUCCAGUUCUUCAAAUGUCUGCACAAGAAUACUAAAGUUGUAAAUUUCUCUCUUACUUUUGUGUAUUCAUGAAUUUUUCUCCAUUUCAUUAGUCUUACUGUAGAAUGUACUGAUGGGUUGUUUGCUGUUUUGUGUUUUGUUACCGGACUCCUCCACUCUCAGUUGUGUUGUACCAUUAGCCGAAUGUACCUGUAUGCGACAUGUUUUUAAACCAGAAUUCUUGAUGUAAUAGUAAUACUGAAAUAAUAGUAAUACUAAAAAUAGUUUUUAAUGAAUUGCAAAUGGGGAAGCUAAGUAAUCAAAUCGUCUUCAGCUGAGACUUAUGGGGGUUAGUUUCUUACCUUGUAUAUAAUGCCUGACUGUAGGAACGCAGUAAAUGAAAAUGACUCUUGCAAUGUAUUUGUGUGUGAGUUUUUCUUUUUCAUGUACUGAUCAUUCUCAUGCAAGUGUUUUGCUACUGAUUUUGGUACUCACAUUUAGGAUGAUAUCUUCCUGUGACAUUGAUAGUAGAUCAUCUUUUGUUAUUGUUCUUGUCGUGCUCCCAAUCUGCAUUUUUGGAAAAGGAAUGUCAGUAAGAGUACAAUUAGCAGUAGUAUCUUAACAGUGUAAAUACAAUAGGUUUCUACCGAUGUAAGUUUUGAUGCAUUCUUACAUUGAUACACUAAAAUUUAUAUGCAAUUUUCCACUGUAUUUUUCUAUGUAAUUUCCACUGUAAUUUCUAUGCAAUUUGCACUGGGAAUUACUCCCUCCGUCCCAUAAUGUAAGACGUUUUCCGACACUACACUAGUGUCAAAAAGCGUCUUACAUCAUAGGACGGAGGGAGUACUAUGUAAUUACUAGGGGAUUUUGCACUGUAAUCCUUGGUCUGUUUUAGCCAGUUUCAGUGUAAUUCUUGGUGUGCUACUGUUCAUUCCAGAGUCAAUCCAGGCACUAUGUGUGCUUGCAGUGUAAAUUAUACAACUAUCCAAGUUCUAUCUACUGCUAGUGACGAAUUAUUUCCAGAGUAUAUAGUUCUUGUCUACUGAUUGUUUCUCUGACGCAUUUGUUUUGUGGAUUUUUCUUGUAAGAGAGGUGAAGCGGGUGAAGAGUUGAAGUACUAGGGGGUAGCAGUAGUUUUUGUGCCUGACCUUUUGAUUUUCCUGAGAUUUCCCCAAUUGCCUAGUUGUUGUUCUUCCUUCACGCUUGUCUCUAGGUAAACCUCCACCUUCCUCUCCAGAUUCAUCCCUCUCUCUCAUGGCUGCCUGCCUUAUCUGAUUUUGAACUGCUCGUUGUUCUUCUUCCCACCCUUCUUCCAUGGCCAUCGGCCUGAUUUGUUUCUUCCUUUUGUGAUGUGUGUUAGGUGAGCUCUAUGAUGUUAUGUAGGAGGGGCUGGAGAUUUCCGUGAGUAGCAAGUUCAUGGCGAGCUGUUUGCUGUGGUCCAGCGGUGCAGCGAGGAUUGGUGGUGGUGUGGUUUAGUUGAAACCGGGUCAGGGUUCUGCCUGACCCGUUUAUCCCGAAAUAAAAGGAAUUAUGCAGUGUCCGGUUGGGGGCUUUUGGGACAAACAGUUGUGAAUGUUACUGAAUUGUAAAACAGUCAAAUGUCAAAUAGACAGUCCCAGCCGUUGGCCUGGUGACCGGUGACUGUAAAGAAAAAUAGGCUGGCCGGUGGCCGCCUGGGAGCCCAGCCGUUGUUUUCCUUUUCUCCCUGUUCGUUUUUAGCUCUUGGAGUCGCUUCUCCUCCCAGCCCGAUCUGCGCCGCCGCCGCCCAUAUUCGCUGGACCCGCCUGAACUCCUCUCUCGUUCUUGCUCUUCCUAGUUCAGUUCGCUGCCGCUGCCGCUCCGGCCCUGCGACCUUGGCCUCCCCAGUAUCUGACGCCGAAUCGCGAUCUGUUCAUACCCAUCUCGUGCCAAUUAUGUGUUAAAUUCAGGUGGAUUGGAAAUAGCUGUCUGUUUGGGCGUAUACCUCUCUGCUCCUGCUCUCGCGGUGUUAGGUUAGGCUGGGGAGGUCCUCCGACAAUAUUCUCGCGAGCAAUUUGGUAUCACCGGUUGGAUCAGCAGAGAGGAGCGCGUGUUUUUGUUAGUCGGGAAUCCACUGUCAGUAGCAUUACUUCUCUUUGAUCAGGUUGCUAGGUGGCUGGGAGUGGGACUGGUGCUUGUUUUUCGUUGGCUUUCCUUUAAGCUCGUUUGUUUUAGCUUACUGUAUCUUGUGAUAUGUGCUGAGGCCGGCAGUUGGUUCAUGGGAUGGGAGACCAAGACACAACAGGAUAGCUCAUAGCAUCUAGGAAUGUUACAGUUCACUGGGGUUAGAGAUUUUGGUGCCAGUUAGGGACUCUGUAAGUGCAUUUUGGUUUGGCCAUGUCUUCUUGUACUUCCCCAGAUCCACCGGACUAUUGCUCCGCUGUAUCGCCUGAGCUUAAACUAUACCAGGCCUUCAUCUUCUCUGUGCCAGUUUUCUUCACAUUCGUCUUGCUUCUCUUCUUCUACUUGUUCUACCUGUGGCGGCGCAGAGCGAAUUGGCAUGUGCCAGUUUUCUUCACAUUCGUCUUGCUUCUCUUCUUCUACUUGUUCUACUUGUUCUAUAAGUUGGCCAUUUAUGUUCCCCCCAUGCAUGCUUUUCUUAAAUAUACUUGGUGUAUUGCAAAUCUUAUUUUGGAGUGUGGCAUAAAUAAGGAGAUGCGUGAGAUGUUGCCAGUUGUGAUCUUCAAGGAGAGCUUCUUGAUCAGGAAACACAGUCAGUGCUCGAUCUGCUUAGCAGACUAUCAAGCAGAUGAGCGGCUUCAGAGAAUACCCCCUUGUGGUCACACCUUCCAUAUCGAUUGCAUUGACCACUGGUUUUCUAAGAACACUACUUGCCCUCUUUGCCGAGUAUCGCUCCUGACUGCCCCCAGAGCUGCCAGCGUCGCUCCAACCGAUCUGGAAACACAAGCCAUCGAAGAGGACUGCUCUUCAAAUGCGCAGCAUCAUGUGGGCCUUAGAGAUGAGCACACGCGACCGGAGGAUCAGGCAGUGGACGGCAGGAUCAGUGACGGCCCAUCACAGCAGACUAACGUGGAAGCAUCAGUUGUUGUAGUCAUCGCGACUCAAACAGCAGGGUCUCCAAGUUCUUGCCACUUGUCUGACGUGUAAGCAAAAGAAAUAAGGCUUUUUACUGUCUUGCUGUAUGUUUAGCUGCUGUUAGAAGGAUUAAUAAGAGGCGCACAAAGAUCUGCAUCAAUGGUAAACUGACUCUAGAGGUGGGAAAAAGGUCUAAUCUUGUACUGGAAAUAGAAGAAUAGAGGUUUUUUGUUU
Messenger RNA from Triticum aestivum (bread wheat), 3747 nucleotides. RefSeq names its product RING-H2 finger protein ATL7. The transcript has 4 exons. The record is from RefSeq and is a predicted model, not a curated record. Gene Ontology annotation, molecular function: zinc ion binding. The coding region runs from base 2815 to 3585 and encodes 256 amino acids. Lineage: Eukaryota; Viridiplantae; Streptophyta; Magnoliopsida; Poales; Poaceae.